UCAAUAGACAGCACUAAUUAUUCAAGCGGAGUAAAGAGAGGCAUAUAAGUACAAGGCAGGAGGGGGCGGACAAUCUUUUUUCAUCUUUGUAAAUCUUUUUUUUUUAUACUCAUCACUUCAUCCCUUCUCCUUCUCUUUUACUCUCUUUUACUUCAUUUCAUCAUUCUUUCUUUAUUAAUUAAUGAUUCAUUCAGAUACCAUCAAUAAGCAUAACCUGAGCAAAAUGAACAUCAAGGACCCAUCAUCCGAUGACACAGAACUUGACGAUAUGACUGUGUCACCUACAUCCACAUGGUGGAGUUCACGAAGAUCAUCGUUCUCAUCCAUGUCAUCCUACAGCAGUGAUCAUGUCAAAUCGAAUAAAUCUAGCAAAAAUAUAUCCGGAUUGGACGAAUGUGAGUUAUUGAAGCAAAGAAUAAAGCUGUAUGACUCAGUAUUUAAUACAAUGGCACAUGAGGUUGAUACAUUUCUUGCUCACCAUCAACAAAAACAGCAAUUAUUCAUUUCAUCAUCACCAUUAGACAUAAAAAAUCUACAAGAUUUGAAGGAAAUGGUCCUGGUUUUAAAAAACAGAGAAUCAAACGAUGAUCAAACAAUUACGACUCAGAUGCUAAAUUAUAUUGAAAAUUGUAUUAUUAUUAGUGCAACGCAGGACAAGCCAAAGGAUAACAAAAGACUGAUUGAUGCAAUAGACCGUCUGAGCAAAGACCUCAGCCAAGCCAAGAAGCAAAUCAAGAAACUGACACGACGUACGCACACAUUGACGGACCAAAAGAAUAGGAUGAUGCAGAGUUACCAAAAGAAGUUAGACAGGAAUACAGAUGACCGAAUAGAAGCCGAACAGCUGUUGGACGAGAUGCGAAAGGAGAUGGAAACCAUGCUGGAUGAACUUGAUCAGGUCAAACAGGAGCGCGACCAGUACCGUCAACAGUCUGUGCAACUCGAGAUCGAUCUUGAACAGAUGACAACAACAGGAGAUGACGCACAACAAGCCCUCCUUCGACACGCCAAGGCAAGAAUCGCCCAGCUAGAGCAGCAAUUAGAGGAUAACGAAAUUAAGAUGCAGCAGCUUAAACAUUCAUUCGAAACUAGCCGAAAGAACGUUGCCGAAACACAUCGCCUGCAGGUCGCAGCCCUCGCUUCCGAAAAGGAAGAACUUCGUAGCCGACUCGUUAAAGCAGAACAGGUCGCUGCAGAGCACGCUCGAUCACUCGAAAAACAUGAUGUUGCUUUGGAAGAGGCCCUUCGUCAAUCCGUGGCCGAGAAAGAAAGAGAGCUGGCUAGAAUCAAGGUAGAGUUGGAAAAGUCGCAAAGGCAUGUCGAUCAGAUGAAGACAUUUUAUGAUAAGCAGCUUGAACGAGAGCUAAAGGCGCGUGAGGACGAGCUGAAGGAACAAUACGACGUUCGGUUUCGGAAACAGGUCGAUACAUUCCAAUUGCAAGUAUCCAGAGAAGUCAGAGACAUAACAAGUAAGGUCGUCGAGCUCGAAGUUGAACUUGAAAGUAUGGAACGUCAGCACGCGGUAGACGUAAAGUCGCUCGAGAUUAUGCGGCAGGCACAGAUCAAGUCGGAUGAAGCUCUUCAGAACAAGGUUGGUAGCUGGAAGAUGACAGAAAGUGCAUUUGAAGAAAAGAUUGCGUCCUUGGAAGGCAGAAUUAUCAGUCUCGAACAGGAGGUACUGCUGCUGUACAGUAAGAAUCUUGAAAUGGCUCAGCAACUAGGUGAACUAGAACCUUGAUAUAUAUAAUAUAUACCACUAUAUAAUAUUUAUAAUAAUAGUAAUUGUAUACCACAUACUACAUCAGUAUAUAUUUAAUAUAAAUAAAA
Molecule: messenger RNA, 1827 nt
Organism: Rhizopus microsporus ATCC 52813
Lineage: Eukaryota; Fungi; Mucoromycota; Mucoromycetes; Mucorales; Rhizopodaceae
Exons: 2
Coding region: 182-1738 (518 amino acids)
Source: RefSeq, a predicted model, not a curated record